Messenger RNA from Rotaria socialis, 2472 nucleotides. The record is from the annotation of a GenBank genome assembly. NCBI's taxonomy places the organism in Eukaryota, Metazoa, Rotifera, Eurotatoria, Philodinida, Philodinidae.
AUGAAUGAUAUUGAUCUAGAAGAUGCUGUUGAAUUGGCCAAUCAAAAGCAUCAGCUUCGUUUAAAGAAGAAAAGAGACCGAUAUCGUAAAUCUCGUUUAAGAAAUAUAGAAUUCGAAAUAAAUUCUUCUCAACUGACUACUUCAUCUUUUGGUUCAUCACCCAACCAAUAUAGUCCACGUGAUGUUCCUUCAUUUAUCGAGCCUGUACCUGAAAUUCAAACAGACGAUCUAUCAUAUGUCGACAUGGACGAAGAUGAUGAAUUAAUUUUGAAUAUCGACAUGAUUGAUCAAAUUUCAGCGUCAAAUUCAAAUACUGAUCAAGAUGAAAUAGAGGAUACACCAUCUUCUAAUGAUUUUCUUCAUUCAUAUACUGAUACACCAGCAGAUACAUUUUGUUAUCGACUUGUUUAUUUAUUUCGUCAAUCUCAACUUUCAAAAACCCAAUGCCACUCAUUUAUUGAUUUAAUUCAUUCUGCAUUACCACAACCCAAUAGUUUACCACCAAAUAUGAAUCAAUUAUUAUCUAUGUUACAAUUAAAAGUUAAUUUCUUUCAAAAAAGAAAAGUUUGUCUGCUAUGUUAUAAUGAUUUAGCUGGAGAUGCACGUAUUUGUCUUAAUUGUCCAACAUCAGCUGAUUCCAAUAUUGCGAUUAUUUAUGAUUCUGAUUUAAUGUCUAUUCUUUCAAUAUUAUUAAAAAAACAUUGGAAAACAAUUUGUACGUAUAAAGAAGAACUACGAUCAAAUAAUGAUGUAUCAGGUGACCUUGAUAUUGGAUUUGCUUAUGCUUAUCAAAAUUUGUUACGUAAAUUUCCAAAUGAAAAUUUUAUUACUGCUUUGAUGCAUCUGGAUGGUGUUGGGUUAUGUAAAUCUAACAAGUUAAAGAUGUGGUUGCUCUCAUUUUCACUUAUAGAACUACCGGCGAAAGUCCGGUACCAAAGAUACAAUAUGCCGGUUGUAUCUAUUUGGGUUAGUUCCAAGGAACCAAUUGCAUCUGUAUGGCUCAGAAAUAGUAUUGAUGCUUUAAAAGAACUUAAAGUCUCAGGAAUUGUUCUCAAUGAUGAAAUUGUAAAAUUAAAGGUCUUAGCUGUAACUGGUGACUCGCCAGCCCUUAAAAUUGCACUUGACUUCAUCGCCCACAAUGGGUAUUACUGUUGCUACUUUUGCUACUUGCCUGGUAUCCAUCAAGGUGGCAAGCGACAAUAUCCAUACCAAUGUCCACAUGUAAUGCGAAUGCCUGGUAAUUUUGCUCGUGACUCAAGUACUGCAGCACAAUUGAAAAGCAAUGAAAAGGGUCAUUUAGGUGUUUCUAUUUUUUCUGAAAUACUUGAUAUCAAAUUACCUUAUUCAACCAUCAUUGACUAUGCUCAUGCUAGUUUACUUCGACAUUCGAAAUCCAUGUUUGUUGAAAUUUAUCGUCGUCUAAGUCCAGUUAUUCGUGCUACUAUUGAUAUUGCAUUGAGUCAACAGCCAUUUCCACAUUUUUUUCAUCGUCGUAUGAAAUCAUUCAAGGAUCUUUCCUUCAUUAAAGCCACUGAGAUCCGUAACAUACUUUUCUAUGGAUUUCUCCCGAUUUUUCAUCAACAUCUGCAACAUGAUUAUCUUGGUCAUUUUGCCUUGUACAUUUGUGCGAUGCGAUUAUUUCAUGGACGUGCUAUACUUGGCCCUCGAACAUCUGAUAUUGCAAAUGAUUUAAUAAUGAAAUAUUAUCAAGAUUUUAGUUCUUUUUAUGAUGGAUUAGAAAACUUCGUGCUUCAUCUUCAUUCCCAUUAUGAAAGACAGUACAGAAUGUACGGAACAUUUUCACAUCUAGGUUCAUUCGGUCAAGAGAGUCUUAUCGGUUAUAUAGGGUCCAACCGAACAGGUACUACUCAUCACGGUGACAAUAUUUGUGAGAAUUAUGGAAUUGAUUUGAUGCUACAUCAUCAAAUCGAAAACUUAUACUCAUACACCAAUAUAGUCGAUGGACCAUUCGAUCCAGACUUGAACUUCGACUUUAAAUCAAAUGAUAGUAUUAUUGAUUUUUAUAAUGCUGAAUGUAACUGUAAAUCAAUUACCUGUUGCUUACGGGCAUUUCGACGGUAUGCCGUGAAGCAACGAAUCUAUCAUUCAUUAAUUUAUAAACAUCGACAGAAGAGCGUGAGUUACUUCGUUCGUUAUUGCUCUAAAAAUAACUCAACUUCAUGUUUAUUUGGAAAAAUUCUCAUGUUUUUCAAAUUUUCAAAUUCGAACUCUACAUAUGCUUUAAUUGAACAAUAUUCAGCUCAAGGUCUAUUUUCAGAUUUAUUUGUUUCUACAACGUAUUAUGAACUAUUAUCUAAAGCUAUUGACCAUUUGUUUUAUGUAGUUUCAAAAAAAUGCUCUUUGUGUCAUGAUGUUGUCAUCGUUUCGCAACUAUCAGAACAUUGUAUCGUUUUUGACUGUGAAGAAUAUCAUAUUAUUACACCUGUAUCGUCGUAUGACGAGCAUGACUAA